GAAAAAAGGGCUGAACACCGUCCGACGAGAAACAGGAGAGGCUAGCAGACGAGAGCACACCGCGUCAAUUGUGAUAACGUGAGAGCAUUUUUAAUCCCAUAUAGUUAUUUUAAGAAAACUAUUGCUGCAAACCUUUUGCUGUAUUUCGAUGCAAAUGAAGAUUCGCAAGCAAUGCAUCCAGAGGAAGAUCAAUGUGAAAAACUUGGACAAAGUUCCCCCCUCAGUGCCAGAUGUGUGCCUCAGAGACCAGCAGCUCCAUCCAGCAGAGUACAGUUGAGCCUUUACAAGUGUUCUCAGUGCCCUGAGGUCUUCUCCAAGCCCGCAGCUCUGAAACUCCACUUUAAAACCAGCCACAGCCAUCAUGACCUGAACGGCCCCUUCCCCUGCUCACAUGCAGGCUGCCGGUUCACCAGCGCCGACCGUCAGGGCUAUGAAGCCCACCUCAUCUCCACACAUGCACUGACUCUUGUUCCCUGCUCCCACCGGUCCUGUAAAGCAUCUUUUCUCACACGAGGGGAGAUGGAGAGCCACCGGAGGAGCCACAUGCCGUUCGGCUGCCCUCAUUGUCAGUCUGUCUCACAAACUGUGAAAGAGCUGAAGGAGCACCUGUGUGAACGCAGCCACCUGCCAGGAGAUCCUGGAGGAAAACAGUCUGAGCCCACAACUGCAUGUGCUGAUGGACAUCAACAUCCUCAGAUGUCCAACAGGCCAAAAAGAAAACGGAAACCCAAAGCAGCUGGCGUCACCUCGUCACCAGAGGAGGAGGAGGAGGAGGAAGAGGAGGAGGAGGGGGUGGAGAGGAAUGGGAACAAGUCCAAACGAGCCAGAAAAGCAGUGGAAAAACACAGAUCGUCUGCAGAGGCUUCUACACUGCUGCCAUCCAAAGAGUACCUUGCAGAGGGGUCCAAGCACAUUUAUCGCACUCACACCUGCCCCGUGUGCCGCCGCUGCUUCAAGAUGCGCUCCCACCUGCAGGAGCACCUCCACCUGCACUUCCCGGACCCCGGCCUGCAGUGCCCCACCUGCCAGCGAUACUUCACCAGCAAGAGCAAGCUGCGCGUCCACAGGCUGCGGGAGGCCGGGGAGAAGCUGCACCGCUGCCACCUGUGCGAGUACUCCGCCGUGGAGAGGAACUCCGUCCGCCGCCACCUCGCCAGCGUGCACGCCGCCGAGGCGGAGGGUGGAGCCGACACCCGGAGCUUCCUGUGCCCCACCUGUGGCGAAAGCUUCCAGCAGAGCAGAGCCCUGAAGGCUCACAUGAAGACGCAUAACGUCGUUUCGGCGGACAAGCCGCUGACCUGCUUCCAGCCGGGCUGCCGCUUUCAGACUUCUCUGCGAAAAGAGUUGAUCAAGCACGUAUACGACAUGCAUGGCGUCAAGGCGGUGGAGUGUCGCCAUCACGCCUGCGGCGCCGUCUUCCAGAGCGAGGCGGACAUGGAGGCUCACUAUCGGAGCCACCUGGCCUACCACUGCUCCGAGUGCGACUUCUCCUGCUCCAACAAAAGCGUCUUCCUCCAGCACCAGCGGCUCGGCCACCCGGGCAGCGAGAGGCUCUGCUGCGACUUCUGCUCCUUCGUCACCUUCAACCCGGUGGAGUUCGAGCAGCACGUCGGGCAUCUGCACGCCAGCGAGAAGAUCCACCGCUGCCCCCAGUGCAGCUUCGUCACGUCGCACAAGCGUGGCCUGAAGAGACACGUGCUGAUGCACAGCGGUGAGAAGCCCCACAAAUGCAGCGUCUGUGACUUCAGAUGUCGAGAUGAGUCCUACCUCUCCAAGCACAUGCUGACUCACUCAGACGACAAGAACUACAUGUGCGCCGAGUGUGGAUACGUCACUAAAUGGAAGCACUACCUCAACGUCCACAUGAGGAAGCAUGCGGGAGACCUCAGAUAUACGUGUGAUCAGUGUCCGUAUCGAUGCCACCGCAUGGACCAGCUUAACAGCCACAAACUGCGCCAUCAGGACAAAUCGCUCAUGUGUGAGAUCUGUGCUUACGCCUGCAAGCGCAAGUACGAGCUCCGCAAUCACAUGCUGGCCAAACACUCCGGAGAGCAGAAGCAGCCCGCCGUCUUCAAAUGCAAAUACUGCAGCUACGCCACCUGCUACAGGCAGGCUCUGCAGAACCACGAGAACUGCAAACACACCAAGCUGAGGGAGUUCCGCUGCGCGCUGUGCACGUAUUCCUCCUUCAGCAGCAUCAGCCUCUUCCUUCACAAGAGGAAAGCUCACGGUUACGUGCCCGGAGACAAGGAGUGGCUGGAAAACUACGCUGCGAGGGAGAGAGAGAGGAACUCAUCGGAGCUCACGCAGGAUUUUUACGUCAAACCGUCGGUUUGUCAUGAGCCGACACGUGGACCCGCUUCGGCUCCGGACGCUCCAGGAGAACGAUCCGCCUCAACGGAUCAUGAGUGUGUUGAAGAACCCUCAGCCGGAUCACAGCCGGUCGCGUCUGUGGACAUUUUUGAUGUUGUGUCUCAGGAGGUUGUCAAAGAAGCUGCUUCAGUCAGUCCUUCGUCCGUCAGCAGUCCAGAGGAGUACUGCACGCUGGUUUUAACUGCUCUCCCAGCCCCGUCUUUACCGAGUGAGGAGGCACACUCAGAAAGCACCCUCACGCUAAGCAGUAACGCGACUGAAACGUUGCAAGAGAAGACCGACUUUGCUUCAGCUGCGGGUUCAUCGGGGAAUGACGGCGCCGCAGAGCCGGAUGGAGACAGUGAGCAGAGUGACUGUGAGCCGCUGAGCUGUGCAAGCGGAGACAAUCCGACUCAAACUUCAGAGCUGGACAAUCCCACUGCGGAAAACCAACCGUCACAGUCCGAGAUCCGUCUGAAAGCCAUGAAGAAGCACGACAAAGACCAGGCAGACGCCAUGGUCCUAGAGGGCCGGGUGCAGAUGCUGGUGCUGCCGACCGAAGGUGCUUUUCGCUGUGACCGGUGUUCGUAUGUGGCCUGCAAGGAGAGCGCUCUGAAGCAGCACCGGCGAGCAUCGUGUCACGGCAGAUCGAAGAGACUCCAGUGCCAGGCCUGCGGGGCGCAGUUCAGACAGAAGCGUGGUCUGGAUAGCCACCUGAAAAAGAAGUGCCCAGCUCUGCUGAAAAACACGAGGAACUUUGUCGGCGUUUCAGAUACCUGUUUGACUUCAAAAGAGGACUCGGCCCUCACUCAGGAAGGAUCUGAACACCUAGAUGGAGGAACUUCUUCAGAUCAGACGUCUCCGUCCUCACAAAAUCCAAUAUCCGCAGAUAUUGAGCGGGAAAAUGCCACGUGCACAUCUCCUUCACCGAACUCCAGCGGUGGUGUGAACGAACCUUUGGUUACUGAUUCAGAACAAGAGCAAGGUCAAUGUCAGACAAAAAAACUUCUGAAAAGAAGUCAGGAAAAGUGCUUGUACACUAAAAAAGAUGGAAAAUUCCAGUGCAAGCGGUGCAGCUUCUCAGCAGUCAAGCUUCUGAUACUAAAGCGACACCUGUCAACCUGCAGAGGAGCCUUGAGAGAUGACGGUCAGACAAUUUCAGAAGAAGAUCAUGAGGAAAGAGAUGAGCCUGAUAAAGAAGUCGUAGCAGGAGAGGUUAGAGGAGGCCUGCUGGAACGUCCAGGGAAACAUCGGCCCUUUCGUUGUUUGAACUGUGCAUUCAGGUGCAAUCAGAAAAGAGCGUUAGAAAGUCAUGAAAGGAAAGGCUGCAUGCAGCCAGGUGAGGUUCAGUGCAGCUUCUGCACAUUUGUAGGCAAAUCCAGGAGCUCGUUGAGCCGCCACAUUCUGUACACUCACAGACGAGACCGGUUUGGAGCUGCGAAAGCCAGGCGGCUGCAGUGCCAGCACUGUGCGUUCAGUUGCAGGCAGGAUCGACGCCUGGUGCAACACGUCGCGCUGAAGCACAGAGGUUCGCGCCCUCACCGGUGCCGCUACUGCCCGUUCGCCACCGCAAGGCGCUACCGCCUGGAGCAGCACGAGUCGCUCCACACGGGCGUCGGGCGCCACGGCUGCGACGUUUGCCACAAGACCUUCGGGGCCGCGGCCAAGCUGCGUCAGCACAAGAUGCGGAUCCACGACAAGCGGCCCACGCAGCCGUGCUCGCUGUGCGACUUCAGCAGCUACACGCUCGACGACGUGAGGCGCCACAAACUCCGGUGCCACACGGGGGAGCUGCGGCACGUCUGCUCCCACUGCGACGCCAAGUUCAGCUCGGAGGUCGCUCUGAGAAACCACUGCAGGCGUGUUCACCUGCUCCAGGCCGGCCUCUCCUGCAAACAGUGCGACUACACGUGCAGCAGCGAGUUCGCUCUGAAAGCACACCAGCACAGCGUCCACACUCCAGCGAAAUGCUCCACCUGCCAGGAGUCCUUCCAGACGAAGGAAACCCUGGAGCUCCACCAGAAGUCUCACCGAGCACAUCAGUGUCCGCUGUGCCCCUUUGCCGCCAAGGCAAGGCAGCGAUUGGCCCAACACCUUCUCGGCGAACACGAGGAAGGAUCGCCGGAGGAGAAGCCGCUGAAGUGCAGCAGCUGUCCGUUCGUCUGUCGGCACCAGCUGGUGCUGGAGCAGCACCUUCGGUCUCACGGGAGCAGACGCUUGUACAAGUGUGCCGACUGCGAGUAUUCGACACGGAACAAGCAGAAGAUCACCUGGCACAUCCGCAUCCACACCGGGGAGAAGCCCUACAGCUGUGAGCAGUGCAGCUACUCCUGCACCGAUCCGGCCAGGCUCAAGCUUCACAUGAGGGUUCAUCAGGAAGAGAAGAAGUACCUUUGUCCACAGUGUGGCUACAAGUGCAAGUGGGCCACUCAGCUGAAGUAUCACAUGACCAAGCACACAGGAGAAAAGCCGUACGCCUGCGACGACUGCGACUAUCGCACCAACCGGGCGGACGCCCUGCGCGCGCACCGGGACACGCAGCACUGCGACGCGCGCCCGUAUGUCUGCGAGAAAUGCGGCAAGGCCUUCAAAACGAGCUUCAUCCUGAAGACCCACCAGCGGCAGCACGGCGACGACCGGCCGUACGCCUGCGGCCUGUGCCAGAAGGCCUUCCGGUGGCCGGCCGGACUCCGGCACCACUUCCUGUCUCACACCAAGCAGCAGCCCUUCCGCUGCCGCCUCUGCUCGUACAGCGCCAAGCAGAAGUUCCAGGUGGUCAAGCACCUGCAGAGGCACCAUCCGGACACAGCGGCAGAGCAAGGCGUGGUGAGAGACGCCGCAGCGGGGAGCCUCACCCUCAAAGAGGCGCUGCAAGGGACUCUGGGAGAAGGAGUGCCGCAUGAGCUUCCUGGAGCCACUGAAGGAGAGGAAGUGACAGCACAAGUCUGAAGAGACACGUUAGAAAUAAAGCACUGGGUUUUAGAGCAAGGAUCUGGAAGGUAGAUUAGAUCUUUAAAUGUGUUUCUAGAAUCUAGUGCAGAUCUGGGAAAUGAACCAUUGGUUUUAGGCUCCGUUUACAUGAUAUUUUCAAUUGAAAAGAGAAAUCUUCUUUUUGUUUUGAGUGCUCAGACCCAAUGAUAA
Molecule: messenger RNA, 5493 nt
Organism: Salarias fasciatus (jewelled blenny)
Lineage: Eukaryota; Metazoa; Chordata; Actinopteri; Blenniiformes; Blenniidae
Gene: znf142
Product: zinc finger protein 142
Exons: 8
Coding region: 172-5301 (1709 amino acids)
Source: RefSeq, a predicted model, not a curated record